Messenger RNA from Drosophila elegans, 1117 nucleotides. RefSeq names its product ankyrin repeat domain-containing protein SOWAHB-like. The record is from RefSeq and is a predicted model, not a curated record. The transcript has 4 exons. The coding region runs from base 100 to 1047 and encodes 315 amino acids. NCBI's taxonomy places the organism in Eukaryota, Metazoa, Arthropoda, Insecta, Diptera, Drosophilidae.
AAAUCGCAGUGCGCUCAGUGCCCUGGUCGAAUGUUUUUGUUUGUUGUGUUUUUUUAUUUGUCGCGUUUAAAAGUGUUUUAAAGUGAAUUUUAAAGUGCAAUGGAGCUGCCGAAGGAGUUAUCCAUUGCGGAGAUCCGGAAUUACAUGUUGGCCAACGAGUGCAAGGUGACAAAUCACGCGUUGGUGAAGCACUUCAAGAAAUUCCUCACGCACCCGCAGUCGCAAAAUGAGGCUCGCAAGCGUUUCAAGACCUAUGUUACGCUGCUCUCCACGAUAAAAAACGAGAACAAUCAGAAGUUUCUGAUACUGCGUAAGAAAUAUGUGAACGAAUGUCCCACAGAGGAAGUUGUGGAGCGCGCGGUGGCCGCCGCAUCCAGUAAUCCGGAGCCCUCGAGUCCGGGCGGGGGAUCCCUGAACUUUGACUCCCCCAUGAGGCAGCCACCGCCUUACAAGCCCCCUCCCAUGGUCACCUCCCCGCCCGGAGGUGCAGUCUCCAUUAGCAAGGAGCACCAGGAGAACUACCAGGAUUGCGUGGAUGAGUUCGCAGCUGCCAUAAAGCGCAUCGAGCCCGCCCGUCUGGAGAAGCAACCGUCGGUCAAGUCAGAGGAUCCGGAGCAGAAACCCUCUCGAUCCAACUCCAUCGAUGUGACCGACAACAAGGAGAACAUACCGCGAUUCUCCUUCUCCUCCGAGGCCUCCACGGACUCCAACCCCAACGAAAAGCCGGAGAAGUCCAGCGAAGACGAUUCCAAACCCAUUGCCGUGGGCGAUGCGGCCGAGAAUCCCAUCAGCGUGAAGGAGGCCACGCGCAAGUUCAACCGGAUGGCAUCCGAAGAAGAGGCUAAAAUCAUAUCGCCACCAGCCAAGAAGAAGCCAGAGAAGCAAUUAAUCGAGGAGAAGGAUUCGCCCGAGGUUACGCUGGCGCAUCCCAAGGCGAAGGAGUGGAUCGUCUCGAUGGCCAAGGCUAAUUACCAGGAGCUGGCCAAGAUGGCCAGCGAGUACCCGGAACUGGUUAAGCUGCAGUGUCCAGCAACGGUAAGUUUAUGACAAUUUCAAAACACCUCUGGUACAUAAAACUACCAUUAUAAAUGCAAUAAUUCCAUUCACCAAUUUAAUG